This is a messenger RNA of Aquila chrysaetos chrysaetos, 663 nucleotides long. Its product is annotated as feather keratin Cos1-1/Cos1-3/Cos2-1-like. The record is from RefSeq and is a predicted model, not a curated record. Gene Ontology annotation, molecular function: structural constituent of cytoskeleton. The transcript has a single exon. Lineage: Eukaryota; Metazoa; Chordata; Aves; Accipitriformes; Accipitridae. Gene Ontology annotation, cellular component: intermediate filament. The coding region runs from base 60 to 365 and encodes 101 amino acids.
UCACGCGCCCCUGUGCUCCUCCCUGCCCUCUCCCCCAGGUGCACCUCCGGACCCGCGACAUGUCCUGCUACAGCCAGUGCCUGCCCUGCCAGCCCUGCGGCCCGACCCCGCUGGCCAACAGCUGCAACGAGCCCUGCGUCAGGCAGUGCCAGAACUCCACCGUCGUCAUCGAGCCCUCCCCCGUGGUGGUGACCCUGCCCGGCCCCAUCCUCAGCUCCUUCCCGCAGAACACCGUUGUGGGCUCCUCCACCUCCGCUGCUGUUGGCAGCAUCCUCAGCUCUCAGGGAGUGCCCAUCAACUCCGGGUGCUGUGACCUCUCCUGCAUUACCAGCCGCUACUGCGGCAGAACAUGCCUCCCCUGCUAAAGCUGCCGCAGGCGGACCCACAGAAGGAACCCCAGGAACCCAGAAGACGGUCACGGACUGAGCACGGAGAUCCUGGCCAGCGCUUUCACAGGGACUGAGCAUCCAUGGCUCCACCUGCAAAGGAAGGCAGGAAGCGGCGCGCCUGGGCUCUCUGAAAACAUGGCCCUUGUCUAACGUGCCUCUUUCUCACUCUCUUCUCUCUCUCUCUCUUUUCUCUGUUGUCUUCUGCUCCCCUGGGCUGUGAUCACCUGCUAAGCCCCAUCCCAGGAAGGGCCUGCUGCCGCCCUCCCUCUCAGGG